Molecule: messenger RNA, 1677 nt
Organism: Gamsiella multidivaricata
Lineage: Eukaryota; Fungi; Mortierellomycota; Mortierellomycetes; Mortierellales; Mortierellaceae
Product: P-loop containing nucleoside triphosphate hydrolase protein
Exons: 3
Coding region: 1-1677 (558 amino acids)
Biological process (GO): endosomal transport; endocytosis
Cellular component (GO): cytoplasm; plasma membrane
Molecular function (GO): calcium ion binding; protein binding; GTP binding
Source: RefSeq, a predicted model, not a curated record
AUGUUGAACAGGGCAUCGACCUCCUCCAGUGCGGGGCCUCCUCUGCCCUCAAGGCAGCCAUCGACCAUUCAUCGCAGUGUCACCAGUAACAAAUCCUCUAUUGGCAUCAGUCGAAACUUUGCGACAAUCAAGGAUGAUUAUAGAGAGGUCUAUAGGGAUCUGACACAGAUCUACAAGCGCAAAAUUCGACCAUUGGAGACGACCUACAACUUUGAGGGCUUUCAUUCUGCACCAUUGACGGACAGCGAUAUUCUGGCGAAGCCCAUGGUACUCUUGCUGGGGCAAUACAGCACAGGCAAGACAACGUUUAUCAAACAUCUGAUUGAGUCCGACUAUCCUGGAUCUCAUAUUGGAGUGGAGCCAACGACUGAUCGAUUCGUGGCGGUGAUGAAUGGGUCAGAACCUCGAGUGAUCCCGGGAAAUGCGGCAGCAGUGUCCGCAGACCUACCUUUCCGAGGACUCGACCGAUUUGGACAAGCAUUCCUGACCCGCUUUCAGGUCUCACAGUGCCCCAACACCUUGCUCGAGAACAUGACCCUGAUCGACACUCCCGGUAUUUUGGCCGGUGACAAGCAGAGAGUCGAGCGUGGCUACGAUUUCACAAAGACGAUCGAGUGGUUUGCACAACGGUCGGAUCUGAUCCUCCUAUUCUUUGACUCCCACAAGCUGGAUAUUUCGGACGAGUUUAAGAGCUCGAUCUUUGCGCUUAAAGGACAGGAGGAGAAAGUCCGUGUCAUCCUCAACAAGAGCGACAUGGUAGAUCAACAGCAGUUGAUGAGGGUCUACGGCGCACUAAUGUGGUCCCUGGGCAAGGUGAUCCAGACGCCCGAAGUCAUGAGGGUGUAUCUGGGAUCGUUUUGGUUGAUUAAACCUCCCAACGUGUUCGAGGACUGCCGAGCGCUUUUGGAGAAGGAACAAGCGGAUCUGCUCAAGGACCUCAGAGAGCUGCCACGGAACGCCGCUGUACGAAAGGUUAAUGAAAUAGUGAAGCGUGCAAGACUGGCAAGAGUCCAUGCCUAUAUUAUUGGACACCUUCGUAAGGAGAUGCCGGCGGUCUUUGGCAAGAAGUCGCGUCAACGUGAGCUCAUCAAUGGUCUGCAGGGCGAGUUCUUGAAGGUCCAACAGAUCUAUAGCGUUCCAGUUGGCGAUUUUCCCAACGUCGCAGCAUUCCGACAGUGUCUCGAGGCCUACAAGUUUGAGAACUUUGCCAAGAUAAGUUCACCGAUACUCACUGUGGCCGAGGAAGCUCUUUCGGUUGAUCUGCCAAAGAUCAUGUCACGGUUCCCGCAUCAGGUGAACCCAGUGUUGGAGCUGUCGCAGAAGAACCCAUUCCUGGGCCCACAAGAGCCCUUUAAUGGGCUUAAUACCAACGCCAACAGUGACAUCCCUCCCGGCUACUGGCAUUUCUCCUCAGUUGAUAAGGCGAGUGCUUGUCCCGUCUUCCAGUCCCUGAACCCGAUCGAGGGCAAGAUCAACGGCUCGACAGCCAAACCGUAUUUGAUGGGCACAGGUUUAUCUGUGGAGGCGUUGGCCAAGAUCUGGACACUAGCGGAUUGGACGUGCGAUGGCUAUCUGAGCGAGGACGAAUUUGCAGUGGCACUGCAUUUGGUCCGCGCAGUCGAAAGCGGAGGCGAAAGUAUUUUGCCUGCUUCGCUACCCGAAACUAUGCUCCCUUAA